AUGCUGAAAGUCGGGAGGCUGAUCAGGGACUCCCCAGUACGAUGGGAGGCCGCCUAUAAAACGUUCCUAGCUGCCACUGAGACGACACGUCCUCGUGCCUACCUGGAAUUUUUAGAGGACAACAUCCCAAUACCGACUCCGCGCCAAGAGGGGGCCGCCGUCCGUGUACUCAGUAUUGGGAGUGGAUCAGGAGAAGUGGACAGCGCUAUCUUGAGGAAGAUCCUGCAAAGGCAAAGCAGCGUGUACAACAGAGUCGUGGAACCGUCGGGAGAAAUGAUAAAGAAUUUUAAGGCAAUGGUACAACAUGACACGAGCUUCGGUGCAGUGAAGUUUGACUGGCGCCAACAGACAGCGGAGGAGUACUUCUCUGACAACGAUGGCAAAAAGUUCGACCUUGCCCACGCCGUGCACGUUCUGUACUUUGUGGAGGACCACCACGCCACCUUGCGAAACAUGUGGGAACAACUGGCCGAGGGAGGCCACCUGUUUGCCUUUCUUCUUACGGGUAUGUUGUGGCCUCCAACAGGCCUUCCCAUGGGGUACGGAUAG
Molecule: messenger RNA, 549 nt
Organism: Branchiostoma belcheri (Belcher's lancelet)
Lineage: Eukaryota; Metazoa; Chordata; Leptocardii; Amphioxiformes; Branchiostomatidae
Product: histamine N-methyltransferase-like
Exons: 3
Coding region: 1-549 (182 amino acids)
Source: RefSeq, a predicted model, not a curated record